ACGACAGCACAAAACGCAGUGAACGCAGUGAACGCAAGCAUGGAUGACGGCGGGCGUGCUGACGCUGAGAACGCAAUGCGUGAGCAGCGUGCAGGAGAGGAACAAGGAGAGGAACAAGGAGACGAGGUGUGGGAAGACCCCGCAGAGGAUACAGAAGAAGAAGAGCAGCAGCAACAACAGCAACAACAGGUGCAGCCAGACGAACUGCAAGGGCAGCAGGAGCAGCAAGGGCAGGGGCAGCAGCAGCCAGCAGCGGAGCGGCCAAGCAGGAUGUCGGCGUGGGACGACGAGAACCUGAACGCUCAGCACCCAGAGCAACAACACGAAGAAGAGGAAGGCCGGCCGCAUCGGGCGUCGGUGAUUCACUUUGACGACCAUGUUGCUCCAAGACCAAGCGCCAACGCUCCCUCGGCCGCCAGUGACACCGUCAAUGGCGUCAUGAAUGGCAUGAAUGGCGGCAACCGAGACACACACAUCAACGGCGGUACCGAUCAUCAAGGCAGCACCGGCAACGGCAACGACCACCACCACCACCACCACCAACACCAUGAUGACGACGACAACGGCAACAAUAGCAACAAUCACAGCGAGUCUGUGCAGCACGAUGAUGUGGUGCUCUCUGUGGGCGACAUGAGCGUCACGUCGCCUGUCUCCACGCUCUCAGACUUGACGUACACGGGCCGGCGCCUCAACACGCAUCCUGCCGUGCGCCACGCCGUCCACACCAACCAGAUGACGGUGGACUUUGCCCGCGCCAUGAUCCCCCAGCGCGCAGACAAGCUGUAUGGGGAGUAUAUUGCAGAUCGCAUUCGACUUGCUGGUCUGCGCAUCAACACCCUGAGCACGGGUGACCCCGUGGACUUUGUUCUCGUCUACUCCCUUGGAAAGUACGAUGAAGAAGAAAUUGCAGAGCGGGUGCUCGAUCCCCAUCACGCGGACGGCUCUGAGGAGAAGCGUGAGCGAGAGCGGUUGCGCUUUGAGCUCAACCUGAUGCGAAAGGGCCUUGUCAUUGAACGCGAGUCGAGUGGAAAGCACAUUGCCAUUGUCAAAGUGCACUGCCCGUUCAAGCGCCUGUGCGAGCGAGCGCAGGUGAUGCAGAUGAAACUUCCCCUCAAGAAGGACCCCGUGUAUGAGCGGCUGCAAAACGACGAGGUGCUUGCGCUCAAGUAUCGCCUGCGCCGCGUGUUCGAGGCAGUCUUACCGGACGCGUGGGCCGCACGUAUGUUCUUUGAUGACGCAAGCAGAUUCGACACGGACAGAUCGUCCACCGCCCACUUCAGCAUCGAGCACGCCGAGAAAUUCGAGAACUUUGAGACGCCGCACAAGUUCUUCUCGCCGGCGCAGCGAUCCGUGCUCGUGCGCUACAUUCUCCUCAACACAAAAUACGGGCACAACGCAGUCCCCGACAGCAAGGCCGAGACAAAGGUUGGCAUUGAUCGGCUGAUGCGCAAGGGAACAUAUGUCGAUGCGUUUCCGCUGCACGACUCAUCCUUUGAUCUUCCAUCGGAGAUUGAUGCCAUGCGUGGCGAAGUGGUCUGCAGCCCGACAAAACAGAAGCACUCGUCACGCAAGCACACGUUUGACAACAACCGCAUCAACGCUUACGGUCUCCGCGCCAUUCUCCUCGAAACCUGGGGACGGUUCUGGUGCGUGCUGCGCGCGCAACCGCUGGGUCUCGUUCGUGAGUACUUUGGGGAGAAAGUCGCGUUCUACUUUGCGUGGCUGGGCUUCUACACGACCUGGCUCAUCAUCCCCUCUGUCGUCGGUUUCCUCACUCUCUUCUACGGCGUCGCCCAGUUCCAGGGCCGCGCGGACACGACGCAAGUGUGCCAGUCCAACGUGACCAUGUGCGCGGUGUGCGACACGUGCGAAAAGUGGCAGCUCAAUUCCUCCUGCACCGCUGCAGAGGCGACGUACAUCUUUGACAACGAGGCGACGAUUGCGUUUGCGUUCUUCAUGAGUCUGUGGGCCACCGUGUUCACGGAGUACUGGAAGCGCUCACAGGCAGAGCUGUCGUUUGACUGGAACAUGGUCGAUCACGACGACUUUGAGCCGCUGCGCCCGCAGUUCCGCGCAUCCACAACGAGGAAGAACCUCAUCACAGACCAGAACGAGCCGCACUACCCGGCGUACCGACGCUAUCUGAAGUACAUCCUGACUGCAUCGACAGUGCUGACGGUAUGCGCAACGGUGAUCAUCAUCCUCAUUUCGACGAUUGUGUAUCGCAUUGCGGUGUACACGGCGUAUGUGACGCGGCAACCGGACCAGCAGGACCAGGCCUCACUCAUCGCGUCCGGCACGGCUGCCGUCAUCAACCUCAUCCUUAUCAUCACGCUCAGCUUCUUUUACCGGUACCUGGCUGUGUGGCUGACGGAUUGGGAGAACCACAAGACGACGUCCAAAUAUGAGCAGCAUCUCACCAUCAAGAUUUUCACCUUUCAGUUUUUCAACUCCUUUGGCUCUCUCUUCUAUAUUGCAUUCUUCCAGCACCAAGACAUUGGUGUCCCUGGCGACUACGACACGUUCUUUGGCUACCAGUCUGAUUCGUGCCCGGCGUACGGGUGCCUCCUCGAGCUGACGAUCCAACUUGCUGUCAUCAUGGUUGGACGGCAGGCAUUCAACAACGUCCUAGAGAUUGGCCUGCCGCUGCUGAAGGCGUGGUGGCGGAAGUGCCGCCUGCGACUGAAGACGACGCAGCACAACGACCUUCUGCCGUGGGAGGAGGACUAUCUGCUGCUGGAUGCGUAUCCGCGCCUGGGACUGUUCGACGACUAUCUCGAGAUGUGCAUGCAGUAUGGCUUCAUCACUCUCUUCGUCGCUUCGUUCCCGCUCGCGCCCUUCUUCGCCCUCAUCAACAACAUCUUCGAGAUUCGUGUGGAUGCGUCCAAGUUUAUUGGGCUGUGGCGCCGUCCAAUUGCGGAGCGCGCCGCUGGUCUCGGCCUCUGGCGUCAGGUCCUUGAAUUCCUCACCCUUGCCAGCGUCAUCACAAACGGAAUGGUGAUCUCGUUUACGUCAAACUUUGUCGACAAGCUCGUAUAUCGCGAGUCGCGCGGGUCUCUGGACGGGUUCUAUCUCGCCAUCACUGCAGAGUCACCGUACGACGGGCCCCUCGAUAUCUACCGCAACUGCCGGUAUUUUGGCGUUCGUGAUGCUGAUGGCGAGUACAAGAAGUUGUUCUACGAGAUUCUCAUGGGCAAACUUGCAUUCUUCAUCGUCUUUGAGCACGUUGUGUUCUUGACCAAGUUCCUCGCGCAAGUCAUCAUCCCCGAUGAACCCAGAUGGGUGACCAUUGCCCGCAAGCGCGAGGUGUACCAGGCACGAGCCAUCAUCGAAGGCCUUUCCGACACGCACUACCUCAAUGCCGAGGAGAACGAAAUCACCAACCAGGGCCUGGACGCCGACUCAAUCGCAUCCACAGAGGAGCGUGACGGUGCGGAAUUGCGGCGGCGGCGACCACAGCAGCAGCAGCAGCAGCAAUCUACGGAUGAGAGCAUCAUCUGAGCCGGGCACCAGCUGUUGUUUUGCCGUGCCAACAUAGGCAGCCAACCUGCCGUGCACACGCAGCAGUCGUGUUUGUUGUUUGUUGUACUGUGUUGUGGCUUGAAGGGUCACGUAUUGAUGCUUCCUUUCCAAGUAUGUGCGUAGUGGACGCUGUUUGCACGACUUACAUACGGUCGAUUCGUCUUAUUUACACGCUUCACGCUACAACACUUGUUCACACUCCAAUAACAAGGUCACUUAGAAACAGCCAACAUGCACAAAGUCAGCACAGCCACACGCAUUCCUUCC
This is a messenger RNA of Salpingoeca rosetta, 3789 nucleotides long. RefSeq lists its product as uncharacterized. The transcript is spliced from 25 exons. Bases 40 to 3501 code for a protein of 1153 amino acids. Lineage: Eukaryota; Choanoflagellata; Craspedida; Salpingoecidae. The record is from RefSeq and is a predicted model, not a curated record. Gene Ontology annotation, biological process: chloride transmembrane transport. Gene Ontology annotation, cellular component: plasma membrane. Gene Ontology annotation, molecular function: chloride channel activity; protein dimerization activity.